AUGAUUCUAGCAGCAGACGAUGAUCCGCAUGCUCACGCACAUGUUGGCUAUCUGGGCAAGGUGAAACUGUCAGUCCAAUCGACUUUUCACCGUAUCAACGACAGGGAGUGGUAUUGUGUCGUCGAAGAUGACAGCCUGCCUCCCUUGACCCUGAACAAAUCAAUGCAGCCCAAAAAGAGUACAGAACCAGAGUCUGAAGCCUUACCGAUUGGCAUGCAGGUGUCGAAAAAGAAGAAGCGCGAGAAAGCCGAAGCCCGCAAAAGGGCUAAAGAAAGGGAUAGGAAGGAGACGGAAUUGGAGGAAGAAGACGAGAACCAAAAAAGAAAGGAGGCGAGAGAAGAGCUCAAGAGAGAAGCGCAAGGGACUUCCCAGCGAAGUGCAGGCCAGAAGUGA
Messenger RNA from Exophiala xenobiotica, 393 nucleotides. RefSeq lists its product as uncharacterized. Bases 1 to 393 code for a protein of 130 amino acids. The record is from RefSeq and is a predicted model, not a curated record. NCBI's taxonomy places the organism in Eukaryota, Fungi, Ascomycota, Eurotiomycetes, Chaetothyriales, Herpotrichiellaceae. The transcript is spliced from 2 exons.